Molecule: messenger RNA, 3087 nt
Organism: Magallana angulata
Lineage: Eukaryota; Metazoa; Mollusca; Bivalvia; Ostreida; Ostreidae
Product: solute carrier family 13 member 2-like
Exons: 14
Coding region: 21-1814 (597 amino acids)
Biological process (GO): monoatomic anion transmembrane transport
Cellular component (GO): membrane
Molecular function (GO): transmembrane transporter activity
Source: RefSeq, a predicted model, not a curated record
GCAGAUCAACUAGAUCAAACAUGGAUUCUGUUGUCGCCUUUUUACGUAGUUUGUGGGCGACCCGAUCAUGGAUUAUCCUCGUUCUAGCUUUUUUUUUGCCGUAUGAGUUAAUUGCCAUAGGAACGCCUGAGGCACGAUGUGCUUACGUCAUCAUUGUAGUGGCCAUCUUGUGGGUGACGGAAGCAUUGCCUAUCGCUGUCACGGCUCUGAUGCCAAUAUUUCUUCUUCCUAUGCUGGGGGUGCAAAGAGGUCAGGACGUCUCCAAGAACUAUGUGAACGAUACCAGCACCCUCUUCCUCGGGGGACUAUUCAUAGCUGCAGCCAUGGAAGAAGUUAAUCUUCACCGACGAAUUGCUGUGGGCGUGAUGCGCGUGCUGGGGUCAAGGAUCAACACGCUGAUGCUGGGUCUGAUGCUGCCCACGUGGUUCCUAUCCAUGUGGAUCAGCAACACCGCAGCCACCUCCAUGAUGCUCCCAAUCCUCGUGGCAGUCACGGAGCAAAUGGAGCGAAUGGAGAAACUGGACCAUGAGCAUCACGGUGACACGGAGGAUGCUGAGGAAAAAAAGAACGGGGUGGCCAGUGUGGAGGCCGUUACCAUGGAGAUGGACGAAAGCUCCAUCCUCAGAAAGAAGAGCCCGGAGUUAAAGAGGAUGUCUAAGGGUUUCGCACUCUGCGUGGCCUACGGGGCAAACAUCGGUGGGAUAGCCACUCUCACUGGGACCCCGCCAAACCUGGUGCUCCAGGGUCAGGCCGACAUUUUCUAUGCCAAAUACGGCAAGUCUUCGUCCGGCAUUACGUACGUAAACUGGCUGGCCUUCGCUUUCCCGAUGUCUCUUCUUCUACUCGUCCUGGCGUGGUUGUAUCUCCAGGUUGUAUUCCUCCGCCAAAAAUGCUGUCAGGGCACGGAAUCGGCCAGAAAGAAAGCAAUUCAGUCUGCUGUCCUUAAGGAAUGGAGAGCUCUCGGAAGAAUUAGGUUCGCCGAGGUGGAGGUAUUGGUGCUGUUCUGUGUUCUAGCAUUGUUGUGGAUAUUCCGAAACAUUCCGAAUGUAGGAGGGUGGGGAGAGCUCUUCAAAGAUGCAAAGACAGGGAAAGUCUCCACUGCACGUGAUUCUACGGCAUCCAUCCUCGUUGCAUGUCUUCUGUUCAUUCUUCCCAGAGAGGUUCCGAAUGUCUUUUGUUGGUUCAAACCAUCAGAAACCAAUCCCAAACCUGGUUUCACACCCAUUUUGUCCUGGCGGGUGGCCCAGGAUAAAGUCUCGUGGGGCGUGAUUAUACUGUUGGGUGGUGGAUUCGCACUGGCUGAUGCUGCCACGAAAUCCGGGCUGUCCUCAUGGAUUGGGUGUAAACUGACUGUGUUUGAUUUCCUGGAUCCGUGGGUCAUGAAUCUGUUAGUGUGUCUGAUCAUCGCUGGCAUUACAGAGAUCACCAGUAACACGGCCAUAGCAUCGCUUGCCAUGCCGAUCAUGUUCGAAUUGGCUAUCUCGGUGGGAAUGCACCCGCUCUACCUGAUGAUUUCGACGGCCGUUGCUACGUCAUUUGCCUUCUGUCUUCCGGUGGCCACGCCCCCCAAUGCCAUCGUCUUCAGCACGGGAUUUGUUACCAUUCCAUAUAUGGGUAUUGUUGGAAUUCCAAUGAACAUCCUGGCUAUUUUGGUCCUGACUUUGGCAGUCAACACCUGGGGCAAGGCCAUCUUUGAUCUGGAUAACGUUCCCGCCAUCUUUACAUCCGGCUCUUUGGAAGGUGUCUGCAGAGCAGUUGUCACGACAACGCUGGCUCCCAACAUUACCACGACAAGUCUAUCCACCACCCCUUGAGUGGGUGCCCCCCCCCCCCCCCCCAUUUUUUUUUAGUGACAACUGUAUAACAAUCGCGGACCAAUGACUUUCAGCGAAACUGGUUUCGGGGUCUUAAAUAAUUUGGAGAGUUCGCUUUUGAUCUCAUUCUUACUUUUACCAGAAGAAUAUAUAAUCCAGACUUGAAGCAAGACAGAACAAAUUAAGCUCGUCUGAGUAUUUCUGGCUAUAUGGCCUGAUGACGCUGCUAUUGGCUAACCUAAUGCGUGUUCAGCAGAGAGAGCGCUCGUGAGCGCUUGCCAAAAUUUUUGUUGAGGGUGAAGGGAAAUUUGGCGAGCGGUCGCUCUGUUGAACACGCCUCUCGUUUCAAACACUGAUAUACCGUGAGCACAGUGCGUCACCUGUAUCGCUACGUGUAACCUAGAUAAUCGUUAUAUUGCAUACCACUCUAUAGUACAUGGCAUCGUCGGAAACCCACGGUCGGUCUCGCUUUUCUUGCAUAAGAGAAAAGGUCAGAGAAGCGAGACCGACCGUGGGUUUCCGACGAUGUAGUACAUGGAUGCUAAACGCAAGGCAAUGCAUAGAAAUUCUUAUUACAUAACGGUACAUUAAUCAAAUAUCAUAUCUAUUGUUUAUAUACUUCUAUUUCGACCUUUAAACAACACAUUUACAUGUUUUUUAUUAUGGGACAUACAUUUUAUUUCGUAUACCUCGGCUCACAUGUAUUAUUACAUCAUUUGUUCAAGUACUGUUUAUUUGUGCUAUGUGUAUUCAACCUAUAAACAGCCAUUCUACAUGUAUAAUACUAUUUCGUUUUUAUAAGUGAAUUUUAAGCUUGUACUGUUUGUUUUCUAACACCCUCUGUUCCUAAUGGUAGGUUUACAAUGUUCCGUUGCAUGUAACAAAAAGUUCUUUUUAAAGGGACUUUGACAGGAUUUGAGAUCACUGAAAAUUUGAUUUUUAUUUUUUAUGUAUAAAAUUGUUUACUGAUGCAUUUUAAAUGAUUGCCCAAAAUACUGAAUGUUAAAGUCAAGUUACAAGUGAGAUACAGAGGUAAUAUUAAGAGUUGGUUGUUAUGUAAACAAAGCUCGAGUCUAAUAGUUAUUUACAAAAAAAAUGUAAGAUAGAGAACUACCAUUUCUUAGACAAAAUGACGUGUAAAAACAAUUUAAACUCAAUAUCUUCAUAAAUACUAUUAUCAACAAAAGAAAGAUAUAUAUUUGAUUGAAACUUACACCAAUACAACACAUAUGUAAAUCAAAGUACUGAGAGUACUGAAAGACGGGGUCUUGAA